Ostrea edulis (European flat oyster) is the source of this 3106-nucleotide messenger RNA. RefSeq lists its product as uncharacterized. Bases 384 to 1028 code for a protein of 214 amino acids. The transcript has 5 exons. The record is from RefSeq and is a predicted model, not a curated record. NCBI's taxonomy places the organism in Eukaryota, Metazoa, Mollusca, Bivalvia, Ostreida, Ostreidae.
AAAUGCCCUGCAUGAUAUCUCAUGCAUAGCUGUGCUCCAAUUGUCUUGGUCUGAAUUAUAAACAUAUUUACUACAGAGAUUGGAAAUUCCCUUUUCACGUGUGAAUGGAUAUGUCAUUUACAGAAAAUGCUGGGUUAUGAGAGCACUUUGAAACUCUAGGAAAUCAGGCUUUUUAUAAAUGUUUUAAGUGUCGAGUAAUGUACAGUGGCUUAGAUUGUAGAGGAAGUGUGCAUAUAUAUAUAAAAGGAGGUCAGAUAUUGAACUAGAGUGUAUCCUGCUGUGUAUGUGGACAGUAGUAGGUAGUGCAAAUUGUCUGACACACGUGUACUGGAGGCAUCAUUGAUAAGUCACUCAGCCAACACAGAUCUAUUUCCUGCACCAGUAUGGAGAUUCUACAAUCCAGAGCUAUAUCUCAUAAUUACCUACCCAAAUCGAUUCAAAAUCCUUACGAUUUUGUCACCAAUCAAAAUGAAGCUUUCAAAAUCAAGGACAUACGGGUGACCGAGGUGAAAUCUGAGCAGGAUUUACUAAGAGUGACCUCUCAGGACAAGCCGGACAUCCACACCCAGGACUACACUCUACAACUUCAGUACCACAUUAAUGGCACGCGCGGUCACUUUCUGCUUGUCAGUGACGAGGGGCAGGUCAUGACUAACGGACACAGCAAGGACCCAAGAACUCUGCUGACCAUCAUCCACAACUUUACACGACAGCAUGAAUCCUGUUACCAGAUCAUUGGUUGGGGAACUAAUUUUAACCAGACAAUUCUCUACAUGGAUGGUACAGCACUGAAGACAAGGCCAUUCAAUCCUUGCAAGGGAGACAACAAUGACGACACUUUUUUUGCAUUCAGAACAAAAGGAAAUAGUGCAGAUGGACAUUACUCAAUUGUAUCAUGGACAGGCCAUCCCUUAGUGUUCGACACCCAGGGGAACUACCUACCCCCCAAUAAUCUGUCCAGAAGAACAGACACUUCAUAUCUGUUUAAAUUGCAAACCGUGGAUUGGAUGAAAGUCACCACUGUGUAACAAACACAGGAUACAAUUCACCACUGUUAAACACAGGAUACCAUUCACCACUGUUAAACACAGGAUACCAUUCACCACUGUUAAACACAGGAUACCAUUCACCACUGUUAAACACAGGAUACAAUUCACAUCAGUAAAACACUUACUGAAUGCCAGACAGAUUUUAGAACAUAAAAUUCUGUAUUACUGAGAUUAUAGUCAUGUAGGAAAUAUUUGUAUGGACAAACACAAAUUCGCCAAUUUCUUUACUUUCGCCAUACCUGAACUUGUCAACAUGUUGAUAAUAAGUAUGUACAGAUUAACAAAACUGAAACAGUUCUGUGAUGAAAUCUUUUGAAUUGUGGAAAUUCAUGCAGCAAAAAAUGAGAAUCAUUCACACAUAUGAAAUUGACCAACUCCACAUGGAACCUUCUGACCUGAUCUACUCUUGUCAAGCCAUUAUGACCUGAUUUAAUUGUUUCCAGACAUUAUGACCUGAUAAACUUGUGUCCAGACCUUAUGACCUGAUUAACUUGUGUCUAGACCUUAUGACCUGAUUGUGUCCAGAUCUUAUGACCUAAUUAACUUGUGUCCAGAUCUUAUGACCUAAUUAACUUGUGUCCAGAUCUUAUGACCUAAUUAACUUGUGUCCAGACCUUAUGACCUGAUUAACUGGUGUCUAGACCUUAUGACCUGAUUAACUUGUGUCCAGACUUGUAGAACUUAUUACUCACUGACACUGAGAUUACCCAAUCUAGUCAAUUCAUCUACAGUAUCAUGUGAUGUAGCCCUCCUUGCCAUUCUGCAUCUAAAUGUAUAUAACUUUGUUUCCUAUCAGUUUCACUAUGUACUAGUACAUAUUAACUACAUUUCUUGUUACAAAUAUCAUAAAUAACAUCAGUAACACUCAUACACAUGUAGAUCAUAUGAACAUUAAUUGUAAAUCUUGAAAAGCAUCAAAUAUUUAACCAAAUUUAAUCACCAUACCAACGAUGCACUCAAAAUACGCAGGCAGACAAUAAUUAGAAAGACUCUCGUCCAGCACAGUAGUAUGACAUGAACAAGACCGCAAAAUGGCCAACUGUUGUGUUGAUCGCCAUAACACCUGCAGUUUUAAAACAUUUAAGAUCUACACAAGAUUUAUGCCAUUCGGGGUAAUUAGAGUACAAUGUACUGUCAAAUGAUAUACAUGUUCCGAAUUCUACACCAAAGAACUUCUUGAUAGUUCUAGCUGUUUAUCUAAUAAUUGUUGUGGUUUACAGGUGCAAAUUUUUGUGAUACUUUUAUUUUAUUGUUUACGUGAAGUGGUUGUUUUAUUUUAGUAUAUUAGUUAUAUACAGUGUAUAUUUGUGUGUGUAAAUGUUAUGACAGUAAUAGUGUUUACAAACUGAAAAUCAAAACUACAAAGUGUAAUAUAUCAUCCUACUUUAGAUGAAGUAUGUAAAAUAUGGUCUAUACAAUUGCACAACAUAACAUUCUAACUAUAAGCAUUUAGUUAAGUUUUCAUCUUUCGUUAGAUACUUCAAACACUUUUUUCUUUAAGGACAAUUUAUACAUGAAAAGUAUGAGAUAUUGUAUAAUAAAAUUCGGUUGUGAAAAAUAUUAGAAUAAAAGCCAGUAAUUGUCAAAUUGAGUGAAUAUUAAGUUAAAACUUUCAAAAAAAGUGGUGAUGCUUUAAAACGGCAAAAAUCCUUAUAGAUUAUUAUUCAUAUGUUGGUAUAACACUAAUAUUGCCCAUUUACUUAUGUAUACAUCUGAUUUGCAAAUCAUAUAUGUACUUGUUUCCCCCGUAUGCUACAUCCACAGUUUGUAGUUAAUGUAAAUUACAGUUCAUUCAUUGUAAUCUUUUCUGAAAUUUAUUUCUUUAUAUGCUGUUAUAUGUUAUGGCCUCUGGGCCCAAAAUUGGAAUAAACUUAUUUUAUACAAACAAUGAUUAGAUUUACUGGUGUUUCUGUACAUGUUUGUUAUGUCCUUCAUUUCAAAAUAUUGUGAUCAUUGAUGAUGUGUUGUUCCUCCCAAAGUGGAGAUAUUAGUUGGGUUUUUUCCUCAGUAAAGUGUUGUGUGGUAAGGGAGAUAAUAAAGUAAACAAAACAAAUCAA